Penicillium digitatum Pd1 is the source of this 279-nucleotide messenger RNA. The record is from RefSeq and is a predicted model, not a curated record. NCBI's taxonomy places the organism in Eukaryota, Fungi, Ascomycota, Eurotiomycetes, Eurotiales, Aspergillaceae.
AUGGUCUACCUGCAUUCUACGUUCCAAGUCCAUUCCAUCGAGGACAUUCCCGGCACUGCAUUUGUUGGCGGCGAACCUCACCCUAACUUUGUGAGCUUGAAAAUUUAUCACAUAGCUCGAGCAUUCAAGAUCGAUGAAGCCAAGCGUAACUUCAUGGCUGCUGUUGACGAGAUUUUCAAUCCAAUAUUUGAGUUGAAGGAAAUGGAAUGGGAGUAUUUCAUUGCGGAAUCGUCGAGAGAUUUGUGGAAAAAUAAAUGGUCUGGUACCACCACAGCCUGA